UAUGGGCAGGACUGUUGAGAGCUUGUAUGGGGCUCAGGAGUAGAGUGGACUUAUUUUGCCUUUUGAACAAGUGAAAUACAUAGAAUGUUUAAUUAUUAAUAAAAAGCAUACUUAAAGAUUUUAUUUUCUGUUAGUAAAAUAACAUCAAUUUUAUAGGGUUCACUACAAACUUUUUAAAUUUUUUGUGUGCCAAGGAAAAAUCCCCAGCUUUCUCCUCUUGAUGUUCUUGAAUAUGGCUAAAGAAAAUUAAGUGAUAAUGGAUGAUCAAUGAAAAGUGUGUAUUUGCAAUUUAUACCAUGAAAGUUAAACAUGCUUGUUAUUGGUUGCUAUGUUGCAAGAAGCACUUAAAUCUUGAAGACUUAUUUUUGAUUGAAGAUUUACUAAAAACUUCAGAGAAAUUUGGAGCACUAAAAGAAAAUAUAAAUCGAUUGCAUGUGAUACUAUAGAUCCUUAGUGUUAGCAAAUCUAGUUCUCACAAAUAAGAUUUUUGUUUGAUUAUCCUGUACAAAGUUGUAAAUUAUGCUUUUAUGAAUUUUAGGAUAAAUUACCCAAUAUUACUUUUUUUAUAUUUUUUCAUUUAUGAAAGAUUUUUACAAGAAAUUCAAAUUUCAUUAUAUUUGUUUUAUAAAUCACUUUUCUCUUAUUUAGUCAUGCCAGAUAUUACUACUGAUUAUUUAAUUUUUGAUCAUUUUAACAAUUUAUAAUUAUAACAAUUGAAAAUAUUUAUUAAUAAUUGUCUACAUUAGAAUUUUUUAAUUAAGACUUUUUAGUCAAACAUAAAUCAUUAUGAGCAAUAACUUUAUUUUGAUAACAAUUUGUUUGAUGACUAUCCCCAGAGGGUAUUAAAGAUAAUAUGUUAGUUUGGAGAUCAGAAUUAAGCUAUAGGUUGGAACCUUAGAAGUUUUUAUAAGUAGUUUGACUUGUGAGUUAGUUAUGUCAUGUCCUUCAUUAUAUAAGGUAUGAAUACGAAAAAACUUUUUGCCUGCAACACAGGGAGGAAUUUGUUUUUCUAUAACUUUGCUGCAUUGUUUUACAAAUAUUUAUUACUCAGAAAACAUUGAUAAGUUCUCAAUAUCAAAAUAAAGUAAUUAAAAACAGAUGUUUAAUCAUAUUUUGAAAGUCAAGAUUUUCCUUGAGCUUAAAACUGCGCUUAAGUUUCUACUCCACAACUUCUGUUGAUAAAAUACAGAAAUAAAAUAAAACUGCACACGAAUUAAGCCGUUUAAAAUAAGAAACUGGAGUAAAAAUCACGGGUAAAAAUCAAACAUGGCGAUGUCAAAGACUCUGCCAGCGAAAGCGGGAAAUCGAUAACUUACCCGCUAAAGCAUCAGCUCCCGCCAACACCCGGUCACGUGACGCGCAUGAACCAAUAAGUAAUAGCGAAAGCGAACAGUUGUUUUAUCGCCAUUCGAAACUCGUUUAUCGUUAUGGCUUCCGCUUCAAACAAGAAGAGAUUGCUGGAAGAAAGAGCGAGAAGGAGAAGAGCAGAGACAGAACGUAAAGAAAUGUUAAUCGAAGAAAUUCGCUGUAGGCCGACAAUAUGGAAUCGCCAUUUAACAGUCCAUAAAGAUAAAGCGGCAGUGGAAGAGAUGUGGAACGAAGUGGCUUCAUCUGUCAAACUAAAAAAAGAAGUUUGUAAAAAGUUAUGGAAAAACCUUAUAGACCAUUUUAGAAAUCUUUAUCACCAAGCAAUAAUUACUAAAUCAGAUGAUGAUCCUUCUGAAGAAUAUUGUUUUCAAAAUAUUAAGUGGAAUUUCUUCCACCAAAUGCUGUUUUUAAAGGAUAUGAUAUCUCGAAAAGACAGAUCAACUAAUAUAACUGUGAUACCAGAUAUUGACAUUCAACAAGACUCUUGUACACAAGAAGAUAAUUCUAAAUUAUCAGAAACAAAUCAUUUAGAAUCUCCACCUUCUCCUGCUUCAGUAUGUUCAACACAUAAAGUAAAUAAAUCUAGGAAAAGAAGUGCUUCCAAUGAAGAAACUGAAUUAAACUUUCUCAAUGGGCAAAUACCUGUUCGAGAUUCUUGUUUGAAAUUUGGAGAGUAUCUUAUGGAAAUACUACAGCAAGUGCCAGCUUCAUUGAGAAGAAGGUGUGAAAUGGAAAUUUUAAGAGUUGCAAAUAUAUUUGCGGAUGGCUUUUCACCACAGAUUGAAAUCAUUAUUCCAACUACCACAGAUAUUGGAAUCAGCAACGAAGAUCUGUAAGUUGUGAAGUCAAAAUUGUAAUAGAUGAAUGCUAAACAAUUUAUCCUAAAUAAAGUACAAAACACAUUUAUUUUAUAUAUAUUUUAAAUAAAUGAAAGUUAAAAUAUGUUGAUAAUGCUGUCCAGUAUUAAAUUUAUAUCAAUUAUUUUUUUAAAUGUGGUGUGAUGUUUUAUUUUAUAUAGUCCUGCUUUAUAUCAUGAUACUAUACACUAUAAGUAUUGCAUCUAACUUAUAAAAUUAUAUUAGAACUCUAUGUUUAGAUAGAUUACCUGUUCAUAAAAGAUACAGAGAAUUAGUUUAGUUUAUCCAAUAAAAUUAUAAGGAAUAAAGAUUGAUGUCAUGUAAACAGAUGUAUUAUAGUUAGGAACCUGUUAUUGUGAGCAAUUAACUGUUUUGUUUGAAUAUAUGUAAAUAUUGUAAAAAGUUUCAAUGUAAAUAUUGAAUAAUAGUAAUUUUUAAAGAAAUACUCAUGGUAUUUUUUAUGUUAAGACAAUUUUAUUGUUAUUUUAAAG
This is a messenger RNA of Centruroides sculpturatus (bark scorpion), 2716 nucleotides long. RefSeq lists its product as uncharacterized. The record is from RefSeq and is a predicted model, not a curated record. The transcript is spliced from 6 exons. Bases 1428 to 2204 code for a protein of 258 amino acids. Lineage: Eukaryota; Metazoa; Arthropoda; Arachnida; Scorpiones; Buthidae. Gene Ontology annotation, cellular component: nucleus; transcription regulator complex. Gene Ontology annotation, biological process: regulation of transcription by RNA polymerase II.